AUGGACGUUCUCGAAGUCUUAUCAUCUUUGUCGAUGCUUUUAUGCAGUAUUUUCGGUGUGAUAUGCGCCCUUAUUUUUAUCGUGAUUGUAAUACUUCAUCGUCGAUUCUGGACAAUGAUUAUUCUACUUGCAUUCAAUUCAGCAAUUGCUGGUUUGAUUAUCAAUAUAGUAUGCGCUAAUCAAGCUGUGUAUCAAUUAGAAUCAGAUGGAAAUAAUAGAUUAUGUGCAUUUCGCGGUUUUCUUCUUCAUGCUGCGAGUGGUCUUUUAUAUCAAACAGUCUGUGUACAAACAAUUCAUCGAUUGUUUGUCGUGGUUUUCUCAACACGACGUUAUCUCCAAUCGAAACAAAUGAUGAUAUUUAUUACAAUAAGUCAAUGGUUAAUUUCAAUUACUUUUGCCAUACCUGCGUUAAUUUUUGGUCGAAUUGUUUCUCAGCCAGGUAGUCGUAUCUGUCAAAUUCUUUCACAAAAUAAGAAUAAACCAUUAUUUGUCGUAUAUAAAAAGCAUUUAAUACAACAAAGAAACUACCAACUCAAAAACAAUGAAUUUCGGGCGCACGCACCUACAAACGUUUUCACCGACACGAAAAAUACUGAGUUGAAUACUGACGACCACCACGAAAUUGUCCAUUUCUACGACACAAUAUUAAAACAUUUGGUUAGAAACUGGUGA
Molecule: messenger RNA, 672 nt
Organism: Adineta ricciae
Lineage: Eukaryota; Metazoa; Rotifera; Eurotatoria; Adinetida; Adinetidae
Source: the annotation of a GenBank genome assembly